UUUGGGACUUCGUUGCGAGACGAUCGUCAAAUAGAACGCGCGCGUCUCGAAGAAAAGCUAAAAAGUGAAACAAAUAAAAAAGUGUAUAGUGUGAACAUUUGGACCGCAGUUAAAGCGUUAUUAAUAUUAAUUAUUAAUAAUUAUUCAAUAAAGUUUGAGCUUCAUUUGUUUUUGACUUUUACUUUUCUAACAACAAUUUGUGAAAUAUUUUUAUUGCUUGCACACGGCGCAUUAAGCUAAUUAAAAUACACUUAAAAGAAAUAAACCAAGUGGGAAGUGAAAAAGAAAACUGUAAAAUAAUUAACAAAAAUUUUCCAAAUUUUUAAAUAAAUGAAUUAAAUACACAUCGUUUGGACACACGCUGGCAAAGCAAGACUGUUUUUAAAUUUGAGCACAGCCACCGAGAAAUCAAUCAAAAGUAGGGCAAAUAUAAAUAUUACGCAUACGCCACCGUUGCCGACACCGAUUCCCUGUUUGCUCUUGUUAUCUCUCUCUCUCCCACUUUCGCUCUUUCUUUUAUCAAUAUUGAAUGAGCCCAAUGAGCGGACUACGUCAGCAGCUGAAGAUGCUGGGAACAGCGCUGCUGGGCAAACGUGCUACAAAGCCCGUUAAAAAGAAACCCUUUACAGAUGUCGAAAUUAAUGACCUACGCACAGCAUUCGAUCUGUUGGAUAGAAAUCGGGAUGGAAGAGUCACGGCAAACGAGUUGCAGUUCAUGCUCAAGAAUCUGGGCAUAAAUGUGCGUGAUGAAAUUAUUCAUGAUCUUAUACGUGAGGCGAGCCAUUCAGGAAACGGUUUAAUCAACGAGGCCGAGUUUCUGCAGUGGGUUGGCAGAAUCCAGGCGCUGCGGGACGAUCAACAGCACGACGAGAACUCCAGCAAUGCCAGCAAGCCGGUAGAUGAGGCCGACGAUGUCACCGAGGACUUGAUAGCUGCAUUUAGGGUAUUUGAUCGUGAUGGCAACGGGUUUAUUACGCGAGAUGAGCUGCAAACCGCUAUGGAAAUGAUUGGAGAGCCGUUGAACGAGGCGCAGCUGGAGCAGCUGCUCGCAAUUGCCGACUUGGAUCAAGAUGGGCGAAUUAAUUACGAGGAGUUUACGAGACUUUUGCUGUAAGCGAACAACUGGCCGCAAUUACAGAUGCAUGGCAAGAGCUUAACAAAUGAAGCCUAAUUAUAAAGCGAUUGCUAACAUACUCAGACAGAAUUCAUAAAUGUUUCACAAAAAAAUAUAUAAAUCUAAUUAUAUAUACUAAGAACCUGAGAGAAAUUGUAAGAAGCACCAGCACACACACACACAUAAAAAUCUAACUUUGAUUUGAUCCUCAACAAGUUUCCAAUUUUCCCUUUGAAUAUUCACUUGGACAUGCACACACACACACACACACACACACACACACACACACACACAUACAGCCACAGGCGAACCCUAGUUUCUAAAUCAUUUGUAAAAACGCCAAUUUUUAAUAUUCAUGUUUUGUACAACCUUAGUUAAGAGAAAAUUUGUGUGUUUUUGAUGCAGAAUAAAAAUUAAUUUAUUAAUAACAUUAUGUAAUACAUCAUUACAUACACAUACACACAUACACAUACACACACACAUAUAUAUAUGCAAAUUCGGAUAAGUCUGAGAGCGUGAGUGAUAUUGUGUUUAGGGUGCUGCAUCGACAAAAAACAAAGCAUGUUAAGCAUUGUUAAAAUUUAACAAUUGCAUAUAUAUAUAUAUUUGAAUAAAGAUUUCAUCUGUUUGUGUCUUAAAUAAGUUGAAAUGCUUUAUGUGUGUUUUAAGCAGCAACAAAGCCACAAAAAGUUUAAAAGUUGUUAGCUUAAGCGAUAUAAAAUUAAAAAAUUUACAAUAUAAAUAAGAAAUAUUGAGAAAAAAAAAAAACCUUGUAUCAAUUUCAAUUUGUAUGCUAUAUAAAAAAAAUCCCUAAUGGGAAUCCAAUGAACGUAAUAUAUUAAAUGUCUAGAUACGUAAUUGUUUACCUAUUUCAAUUUAUGAAUAUAUACAAAAACAAUAAUGAAAAUUAUUAAAGCUCUUAAUUAUAAAGCAAACAA
This is a messenger RNA of Drosophila virilis, 2052 nucleotides long. It is a transcript of the gene Eip63F-1, whose product is annotated as Ecdysone-induced protein 63F 1. The record is from RefSeq and is a predicted model, not a curated record. NCBI's taxonomy places the organism in Eukaryota, Metazoa, Arthropoda, Insecta, Diptera, Drosophilidae. Gene Ontology annotation, molecular function: calcium ion binding; enzyme regulator activity.